Messenger RNA from Zalophus californianus (California sea lion), 4083 nucleotides. It is a transcript of the gene STRBP, whose product is annotated as spermatid perinuclear RNA binding protein. The coding region runs from base 212 to 2158 and encodes 648 amino acids. Gene Ontology annotation, molecular function: single-stranded RNA binding; double-stranded RNA binding. The transcript has 18 exons. NCBI's taxonomy places the organism in Eukaryota, Metazoa, Chordata, Mammalia, Carnivora, Otariidae. The record is from RefSeq and is a predicted model, not a curated record. Gene Ontology annotation, cellular component: precatalytic spliceosome.
GGAGCGGGAGCGGGGACCGGGCGCGGGCAGAGCGCGGCGGCGCGGGUGUAUUCUAGAGAAUAAGUCUUCAAACAUCUUUGCCAUAUUGACUCUGAGUUGUCAGGGGACUCAGGCUUAUGAGGAGGUACUGUCACACAAAACAGUGUCUAGUGAAGACGACAAGAAAGUGGGGAAAGGAUUGGAAAAAGAAGCUAAAACACUAUAGAAAACCAUGAGAUCUAUUAGAUCUUUUGCCAAUGAUGAUCGCCAUGUUAUGGUGAAACAUUCAACAAUCUAUCCAUCUCCAGAGGAACUUGAAGCUGUUCAGAAUAUGGUGUCUACUGUUGAAUGUGCUCUUAAACAUGUCUCAGAUUGGCUCGAUGAAACAAAUAAAGGCACAAAAACAGAGGGCGAGACAGAAGUGAAGAAGGAUGAGGCCAUGGACACCUAUUCCAAGGAUCAAGGUGGUCGGACAUUGUGUGGUGUAAUGAGGAUUGGCCUGGUUGCAAAAGGCUUGCUGAUUAAAGAUGAUAUGGACUUGGAGCUGGUUUUAAUGUGCAAAGACAAACCCACAGAGACCCUGUUAAAUACAGUCAAAGAUAAUCUUCCUGUUCAGAUUCAGAAACUCACAGAAGAGAAAUACCAAGUGGAACAAUGCGUAGAUGAGGCUUCUAUUAUAAUACGGAAUACAAAAGAGCCCACGCUGACUUUGAAGGUGAUACUUACUUCCCCUCUGAUUAGGGACGAAUUGGAGAAGAAGGAUGGAGAAAAGGUUGCGAUGAAAGAUCCUCCGGACUUAUUGGACAGGCAGAAAUGCCUGAACGCCUUGGCGUCUCUUCGACAUGCCAAAUGGUUUCAGGCAAGGGCAAACGGAUUAAAAUCAUGUGUAAUUGUCCUCCGCAUUCUGCGUGAUUUGUGCAACAGAGUUCCCACAUGGGCACCAUUAAAAGGAUGGCCACUAGAGCUUAUAUGUGAAAAGUCUAUAGGUACUUGUAAUAGACCUUUGGGCGCUGGGGAGGCCUUGAGACGAGUAAUGGAGUGUUUGGCAUCUGGAAUACUACUUCCUGGGGGUCCUGGUCUCCAUGAUCCUUGUGAGCGAGACCCAACAGAUGCUCUCAGCUAUAUGACCAUCCAGCAAAAGGAAGAUAUUACCCACAGUGCACAGCAUGCACUCAGACUAUCAGCCUUUGGCCAGAUUUAUAAAGUGCUGGAGAUGGACCCCCUUCCAUCUAGUAAGCCUUUUCAGAAAUAUUCCUGGUCAGUUACUGAUAAAGAAGGUGCUGGGUCUUCAGCUCUGAAGAGGCCAUUUGAAGAUGGAUUAGGGGAUGAUAAAGAUCCCAAUAAGAAGAUGAAACGAAACUUAAGGAAAAUUCUGGAUAGUAAAGCAAUAGACCUUAUGAAUGCACUAAUGAGGCUAAAUCAGAUCAGACCUGGGCUUCAGUAUAAGCUUUUGUCUCAGUCUGGCCCUGUCCACGCCCCAGUCUUCACAAUGUCUGUAGAUGUGGACGGUACAACAUAUGAAGCCUCAGGGCCAUCCAAGAAAACAGCAAAACUUCAUGUAGCAGUGAAGGUAUUACAAGCAAUGGGAUACCCAACAGGCUUUGAUGCAGAUAUUGAAUGUAUGAGUUCCGAUGAAAAAUCAGAUAAUGAAGGCAAAAAUGAAACAGUCUCUUCAAACUCAAGCAAUAAUACUGGAAAUUCUACAACUGAAACCUCCAGUACCUUAGAGGUAAGAACUCAGGGCCCUAUCCUCACAGCAAGUGGCAAAAAUCCCGUAAUGGAGCUCAAUGAAAAAAGAAGAGGUCUUAAGUAUGAACUCAUCUCGGAGACUGGUGGAAGCCAUGACAAACGCUUUGUAAUGGAGGUAGAAGUAGAUGGACAGAAAUUCAGAGGUGCAGGUCCAAAUAAGAAAGUGGCAAAGGCAAGUGCAGCUUUAGCUGCCCUGGAGAAGCUGUUUUCUGGACCCAAUGCAGCAAAUAAUAAGAAAAAGAAGAUUAUCCCUCAGGCAAAGGGUGUUGUGAAUACAGCUGUGUCUGCAGCAGUCCAAGCUGUUCGGGGCAGAGGAAGAGGAGCUCUAACAAGGGGAGCUUUUGUUGGGGCUACAGCUGCUCCUGGCUACAUAGCUCCAGGCUAUGGAGCGCCGUAUGGUUACAGCACAGCCGCCCCUGCCUAUGGUUAAUACUUUUAAGCAGUUUUCAGCACGUUUAUCUCACUUUAUUCUCGUUCUCCUCGGACCUUCGUAGCCAUAUCACUUGUAUAAAAUAGGCUGAGAUCUAGUGACUGUAAGCUGUGGUCUCAGUAAACAAAGGUAAGCUCUUUUAUUUUCUGAUUAAAGAGAAAAAUAACUAAAAGUCAAUGAACACAACGUGCAUAUAUGACAAUCAUACAGGAUGUGUUUGAUCUCCUAGGUCUUAUGUCAUGAUAUUACCUUUAAAAUUUUUAUGAUCUAAAUGUAAAAUAGUUAUUUUCAGCAUUUGUUUUAAUACCCUUGUAAUUACUUUUUAUUCAAGAGAGACAUUUCACUUUUACGAGUUAAAUGUGUGUAUGUGUGUAGAAACUUAUGAUAUUACAUAUAUGUGAAUUACACACACAGCCAUGUUUAAAUAAAAGAAUUUGGUGGUGGGAAGAGUUCACCUAAGAAGACUUUAAUAUCAGGGCACCCUUUUGGCCAAAGUGCUAGAAUUUCAUAAGCAGCAAGACUGGUAACAAUGCUGGUAGGAUCCAUUUAUAUGUAGCUGUUACACAAGCAGAGGAUCAAAGUGCCAAUUUCUCAAGGAGAGAAACUUCUCUGAGAAAUGAAAUCUCUGAUCUGUGUUGUAUGCCCUAAUACAACAGCAGCAAGAAGCCAUAAAAAGAAAAAGCAAUAGAAAAUGAAAAAAAAAAACCACAACCAAAAUAUUAAGGUAACUAUGGAAAAAUAUGUAAUUGACUGAGUUAAGCUAACUAUUUGCAGAACCAACUUUGCAAGACUCAGAAUGGUAAAUACCCAGUCUGCAGAGACUAAACAGACAAUUCAUCUGUCUUUUCCAGUUUAGGAAGCUAGAUGAUUGAUUUCCCACCUUACUCAACCAUCAUGGAGUUCAUUUAAAAGAUGUGAGGGUUAGGCCAAAUAUUUUAGUAAGGGUUUGCUUCAUUUAGUGUGUCCCAUAAAUACAUUUCAUAUGUGUUAGAUGUUCUUUGCUGAGGCCGUAUUUGAUAUAUAGAGAUUAAAAUGAAUUUUGUGUUUUAUAUGUCUCUAAGUAGCAAUUUUCUUGUUAUUACUAACUUUGAAGGUUGCUGGAACAACGUUUUUUCCCCAUACAGUAUCUGUAUGUACGUCGAAUGUGGCUUUGGCAUCUAUAGAAGGUUGUAUGAGAUCUAGCUGACUAGUACUACGUACAUUCCCGUCCUCAUCAAGCAGCUGAGUGCCCUUAACGUGCCAUGUCCUUCUCUGGGUACUAGUGAAACAGAGGCUCUGCCCGGUGAAAACAUGCAAGUCUGAGAGUCUCCUUGUUGGUGGAAUUGGGCUGAUUAUAAAUCUCCUAGGUUGGGAGACAAAUGAUGCAGUAGCAGUGUCAAAAGAUAAUUAACUUGGUUAGUAGUUUAUUUAUAGAUUAUUUAAUAUUAUAGGCCCUCUGACAUCACUGAACUGGCCAUCAUUUGGAAAUUCACUCAUUUUAAAUAUUUCCCUGGCAGUUUUGAGAGCCUGAAACCAGCUCUGUUUAUGUUCAUGGACCUCUCUCCAAGUAAGUGAACGGAAUGAAAUGAACAAAUAUCCCAGUCCUUUUUAAGCAGUUUUUAUAGUAUAGCAGAGACCAAAGUGGUUGCUUUAAACACCACAUUUUUUUGAUGACGAGGGGAAUUUUGUGCUUAUAAUCAAUCAUUCAUUAUAACUUACCUGUUUAUCUAGAUUUCUUUAAUAACUGCGGUGGAUGCAAGUCUUCAGUAGUGAGUUAGGGGAACGAACUAAGAUUUGCAGAUGUGUCCCCGCCCUUGCCCUCAGCAGUUAGAUUCCUAGGAAUCCAGAGCCCUAGGAACUAGGGACAUUAGGAGCAGUUAAAGCUGAAAACCUGCUCUGUGAAUGGUCCUCCUGUACCUCCUACUCAGCACAGGCCAGUGCGUCCU